CAUCAUUUUAAAACAUCCGGAUGUGGCCUUCGGGUUGUCAGUCUUCUUCAUGACGGCCAAGUUUCACUCGUAGUGGUAAAGAACGUACUUCUAUUUUUUUGUAUAUUUACCAUUUUUUUUUCAUUUCAAGAUUGUUAUUUUUCCGAGCCGUCUUUGUUUGGUCUAUUUGGGGGCCACGCGGCCGAGAGCCUCUCAAUCGAAGUCAGAUUUGGAGAAGAUGGCUGACUCUGAUUCCGAGUACACGGACUGUGACUGCGACGGUGACUCUGAAAUUGACAUUAUGUUUCCCGUGGAUUAUGUCGAUCGCAUAGACUCCUAUCAUGCAACGUUGAUUUCUGAGAGAUGGAGCGCCCUCCCGCCGGACCUCAGAAAGGAGGCGACACAUCUGAUGAGACUCAACGUCUUUUGGCGCCAGAUUCUGCUGCUGAACGACGGCACCAGCAACAUCGUCCAGUGGGCUCAACACCACGACUUUGACCCCACCGACCUGAGUAUUGGGACCCUCCUGAAGAUCGAAAUCCUGGAAGCCAUUCUCCGAGCUUUGGAGUUAGGAACUAAUGAUGAAAAGCAGACUCAUCAUCUCAUCAUGAUCACUAUCAGGUUUAGCCUACCCGCAGACACCAUUGCUCACAUUGCGGCCAUCGACUGGUUGAAGAAGACCGAAGCGCCUGAGAUCGAGUCUCGCGUCAUGACAAAGACACACUGCUUCCUGUGUUACUCGUCCUUGCACUACAUCUUCAGAGAUUAUGGGAAUUUCAUCUUCAGAAUGACAGAAUCUACGGCCCAGACCAUGGAGAUGCUAAGAAGUAAGGCUCUCGACUGCCAAGUUGAGGCCAGUAAUCUCCUCAAGCAGAAAGGCAAUGACCUGUUUCAGGAGCAGAAGUAUGAAAGCGCCGUGCACAUUUAUUCCAAAGCCAUCAAAUGCUACCCUGAAAACCACGUCAUCUAUGGCAACCGGGCGCUUUGUUACAUCCGCUGUAAGAAAUAUAUAGAAGCUGCUUUCGAUGGAAAACGAGCCACUCUGCUAGAACCUCUCUGGGCGAAGGGUCACUACCGCUACUGCGAGGCUCUGUUCCUGUUGGGCGAGGAGAAAAGGGCUUUGGCGGCCAACAGUUCAGCUCGCAAUCUGUGCAAGAACGACCCUGACGGAGUCCAAGACCUAAUGCUGCAGCAUCAAAAGUUUGUGGAAGCGAUGAUUGGCAACAAAGUGGGGCCGCCAAAGAAAGGUAAAGGUUCAAGUAAAGCAGCGGCCAUCAAGAAAUGUGUUGUGGUGCAGCAGCAUGUGCUGAAAACAAAAGGAGGCGGUCUUAAUAAGAGCAAGGUAGUGCCAGGUGCAGCCCUGCCGUUUAAGGCAGCAGAAUGUAAAACAAAGAAGGAAAACCAACAAGUCAAGGAAAAGGCGGUCCCACCAACGCCAGCCAGCAUCACUAAAGAGUCGGUCCCACCAAAAAAGACGAAGCCCCCACCGGCCGCCGCCGCUAAACCACCCAGCACGCCAAAAAAGACGAAGCCCCCACCGGCCGCCGCCGCUAAACCGCCCAGCACGCCAAAAAAGACGAGGCCCCCACCGGCCGCCGCCGCUAAACCGCCCAGCACGAUGGCCCCCCCUGGCGCUUCCACUACUAAACAGCCCGAUACACUCAAGAAGAAGGACCAGGGUCCGGAGAAUCAUGCCGAACAACAGCCGAAGCAGCCAGUGGCCAUUAACAAAACCGCCGUGUGCAAAGAGUUGCGAUCUCUUGUGCACGACGCCCACACGGCCUUGAGCAACCUGUGCAGCUACAACGCCGAGAUGGCCUUCCGCCAAGCGCUGGCCCUGCUGGACACCAUAUCACACAAGGACAUAGGACUUUCAACAUUAGAUGUGCAGUUGUUGCUGUACGGCCGUGUGUCCGCCCUGACUGACAUCGGCAAGCCUGAGGAAAUAGCAGAAGCCCAGCGACUCUUGGAGAAGAUCAAAUCUUACGAGGAAAGGAUUUUUCAGUGUUUCGUUCACUAUGCCCGUGGCAGGCUUUAUCUUAAAGAGAACAGGUUUGCUGUUGCUCAGAAACACUUUGAGGAUUCACUGCAGAUGGUGAAGAAUCGUAUAACGCCGGGUACUCUCACCUGGCCGCUAAGCAAAGAGAUUGUAAAAGAAACCCAGCUCAACUAUUUUAAAAAACUUCUGGAGGAUUCUAUAGCUUUAUGCAAAUUUCCCCCUAUUCCCGAUGCCACUUGUCGACUUGGGAAAUGCAUGAGCUCCUCCAAAAACAUUUACAUCACUGACCCGGAUUUUAAAGGCUUCAUUCAGAUAAAGUGCAGCCAGCAGUGCCUGAUUGAAUACCAUACUGCUUGCUGGAAAACACUCAAGGCCUCGUUGUCCUUUGAAAAGAACGAAAAGGAUUUUUUGGAACAACCUUGUCGGACUCCAGAUUGUUUUGGUCAAGUCUGUAGUAUCAAAAUUCUAGACCCGACAGGCCUGGUGAAAUGUAAGUUUGAAAGAGACAUCCCAAAGCCACAGACGCAGAAGAAGCCAAAAGUCAAUCAGAAGUGUUCUAUCAGAGUGAAAAAGUCCAAGGAGGAGAGUCAACUGAAGACUAAGAAUAUUAAUAAUAAUAAUAAGCAGUUGAGUGAAGAAAAAGUGAAUAUUAGUGAAGAUAUUCUUCCGGCCAAAAAAAACAACUCUGUACUACAAAGCCAGCAGAAAGCCUGGUUGCUUUACGGGGAUCGAAUCCUCGUUCAGGUCUACCAGAUGAUGCGGCUGCUCCGCCAGGAAAAAGGCCUCUCCGUGUCAACUCUGAGCACCUAUCUAAGGCCCUGGCUGGAACUGGACUCGGAGCAAGGGAACCAGCUAGCCACGAAGAUGCUGAACUGGCAACAGGAGCAGCUGGAGACGCUGGAUCAGGCCGUGGAGCUGCUGCUGGAGAGGAAGAAUCGCGUCUGGGCUCGCGUUUUCAUCGAGCUGCUUUCCAAGUCUUUGGAUAUCAACAGGGAGCUCAGUCAGUGGGCAGGCCGUCUCAACAAUGCAGAUCUGAACGCUGCAAAGUCUUUCAUUGAGCGAAACGCCCACCAAAUGGAAGAUUGGGACUUGACUCCGCUGUUAACAUUUGCUCCUCUGCGGGUGAUGAUUUCUGAAAGCGUGGGCAACAGCCAAGAGUUGAUGACAAAGAACGGCCUCAGUAAAUACUUGGGAUGGGCUGCGCCGCAUGAGAUGAGAGUCUUUAUCUGGACUCUGGCGGAGCUUAAGGACCGUGUCACAUGUAAUCUUUUACUGAAUGAAUAUUUUGAUAUGAUUGAUGGACAUUAUUCAGUUCUAAAAAAGUCAGAUCAAAAUCGUGAUACUGUCAGUGUUAAGAAUCAAGGCCGGAAGAAAAAGAAAGGUCUAAACGGUCUUCCUGUUUGGCGGCCGAGUGUUGCACCCAUAGACCAUGGCGACCAAGAAAAUCCCAUAUAUUACCCCCAACCCAGUGAACCCUUCAGAAUUCCCAGCCACCUCCAAGCGGAGGUGACCGAGUUUGAGGACCAGUAUAUCGGCCCCACACACAAGAGGGACCUAAAAAAGCUUUUGGACAACAACCCCGAUCCUACGGAGGAGAAUAUGUAUGACUACUUCGCACAAAUUUUGGAAGGACACGGCCCCCUGCUCCCAGACAGCCCCCUGCUGAUCGACGAGAUGGAAAACUUCCCGCCGAUGGCUCACGCAAAGAUUGACAAGGCAGGCGGUUUUGAGGCCUUCCUUUUGAGGUCUCUUCGCUUCAUAAAGAUAGGGAUGCGUGUCGGCCUGGCCAAGCAUGCGGUCAGCCUGCAGCAGCAGCAGCCCCCCCUUGAGGCCCCUUAUAUAAUCUCACCGCCACAGACUGAGGAGCCGCAUCCUUAUAGCGUUGACCCUUAUCCUUCACCCACUAAUCAUUUACCUGUUGGGACAGACGACCUCUUAUGCCCUGUCAGCAGAGGCCAGGUCAGUUAUUGGGACGACCCAAAGUUCUCCCUUGACGACUUCGACUGGAUGGAGCUUUAUGCUGCUGAGGAGGAUACUCUGGAAACCUAUUCCCAUCCAAGUGAAUUAAAUCCAACCCCCACUGAAGAAAUCAAGGCAGUGAAACAUUCGGAAACACAGACAUGUCCGGCCAUCAAUGACAGCGUGGCGAUAAACACGGAGCCUUUGAAACGUUACGAGAGUUGCCACGGUGACGUCAACAAAAAGGCCAAAAGUAUUGACGAAAUGAAGGAGAAGAUGAAUAAAAUGGCAAACGACCGUGAAGAAGUGGGGCGUGAGCACAAUAAGGACCUGGAAUCCUUGCAAAGAGAGAUCCAGGAGAUCACUGUCAAUAUUCAAGUUACCGACAAAGAGUUGACCCUGUUCCAGCAGAAGCUUGAAGAGGAGAUCAAGAAGGAUCAGAAGGAGAAGAAGGCCAACCAGGAGGUGCUGAAGACCCUCAAACUGGAGACCGAACAGCUGGUGGAGGAACAAGCCAGUCUAACCAAAACCAUCAGACAGAAGAAAGCCAGCUUUAAGGAGGAACUGGACAAGUUCUUGGAACUGAGCAAUCAGUCGGCAGCAGAGAAAGUGAGCCUGGAGGACGAGGUCAAGCGCUGCAAAACCGCUGUUGCCAUGGCGACCAAGCGGUCCCUUACUGCUCAGUUGUGCAUCUUGGAGAGCAGUCGGGAUCAGCGUCUGCACAGCCUCCACCGUCAGCUGGCGGAAGCCAAGGCGCUGCUGGGCAAGCUGGAUGAAAAUGUGCAGCGGUUUCCAUCGCUGGAAACAAGCAGACAAACCUGGAGAACCAACGUGCAAGACUUGGAAAAGAAAAUCGCCACAGUUGAGACGCAGUACAAGGAGCAAACGGAGCAAGUCAAAAGUGGCAAAAGAGCCAAAGACGUGCUUUUGAACAGCAGUCAGCCUGAACCUCAGGUCUCCAUGCUUUCUACCGACAUGGCUGCCCUGAGCAUGGCCUCCGCCGAGACUCUCAACCCGGCCAAACCCGCGUUGCCGGCGAGCCACACAGUGUUUGACAAGGCCAUGGAACGCCUGGCCACUGUUUUCCCCAACUACACCAGGUCCGACUUCAUGAGGUUUUUUAAAGACCUGCGUUCAUCCAAUGGUGGCAGUCUUAACGGCAUGGGCUGGCAGGAGGUGGUCAGCGGUGUGGGCCAGUUGAUCCUCGAACAACAGGACAAGCUCAAAUCCGGUGCCGCAUCUAAGACAACAAAGCCAGGAGGAGCUCCGGUGGACUCCAACCCCUCUGCUUGGAAGCAGGUUCAGCCCCAAAACCCACAGGACACCACUGUGCUGAACUUGGAAGACCCUUGUGUCAUCUGUCAGGAAGACAUCCACCCGUCAGACCACUGUGUUCUGGAGUGCAGACACGGCUUUCAUAAUAAGUGCAUCAUGCUGUGGCUGAAGGAGACGAGCAACUGUCCCACCUGCAGAAAGCGCACUUUGAUGAGCGACUUCCCUCUGCUGGUUGGUAGAAGACGCCAAGCCCCGUGAUGUCAUUAUCUUUUCCUUUUUUUUCCCCUUGUUGUACUGUUUAACUUUCAAGGCCAACUUUUAUGUAAUUGAAAUACCAAUUCAUGACUAAUUAAAGCCAGGUUGAGGUGUG
Molecule: messenger RNA, 5582 nt
Organism: Nerophis ophidion (straightnose pipefish)
Lineage: Eukaryota; Metazoa; Chordata; Actinopteri; Syngnathiformes; Syngnathidae
Gene: ttc3
Product: tetratricopeptide repeat domain 3
Exons: 45
Coding region: 218-5470 (1750 amino acids)
Molecular function (GO): protein binding
Source: RefSeq, a predicted model, not a curated record